UAAAUUCCAAAAAGGUCACUCAACUCUCAGAGCCAGAUCCCCGAAAAUCUGCUCUAUCAGCUGCUGCAUUUGCUACCAUUAUCAGGACCCUCACCAUGAAAGGCCUUCUGCUGCUCCCCCUGUCUUCUCUGCUCUGCUGGGUCUCAGCGGACAUUCGCUGUCACUCCUGCUACAAGGUCCCUGUGCUGGGCUGUGUGGACCGGCAGUCCUGCCGCCUGGAACCAGGACAACAAUGCCUGACAACAAAUGUGUACCUUGGUAAGAUGUGGGUUUUCUCCAACCUUCGCUGUGGCACACCAGAAGAGCCCUGUCGGGAGGCCUUCAACCAAACCAGCCACAAGCUGGGCCUGACCUAUAACACCACCUGCUGCAACAAGGACAACUGCAAUAGCCUGGCCCCCCGGCCCACCCCGGCCCUGGCCCUUGUCCUGACCUCCUUGGCUGGGCUUGGCCUCUGGCUGCUGCACUGAGACUUACUCCAUGGCUGCCCCUCCUCCCACCUGCCUCACCCUGAGCCUCUCUCCCUGUGUCUUCGUAUCCCCUGGCUUCCCACAAGUUUCUCCCUAGCUCCCUUUGCACUGAAAAGCAUUUCUCCAGACCCAUCACAUUUCUUUAAUUAGACAGUGGUCUCCCUCUCCAUCCUUCCACUCCACACCCUCCAGUCUGCUUUUCCCAAGUCCCUUCCCAUUUCCCCCCAGACCACUCCAGAUCCUCCAUUGGCCCCUAGAAGGGCUCCCCAGUUUGCCUCCCACACUCUACUGUGCCCUAGUUGGGGAGGGAUUGGAAUCUGGGCCUGAAAUGGACCUUCUGUCCUGUCCCUAAUGAAGGCUCCCAGAAGGGACCUGAUGACCUCACUGUAUGGGGCUGAUUCCCCAAACUCUGGCUCCCAUACGUACCCCAUCCCCAUGCCCACCUCUUUCCAUUUUGAGUAAUAAAU
Messenger RNA from Ceratotherium simum simum (southern white rhinoceros), 937 nucleotides. RefSeq names its product lymphocyte antigen 6 family member G6C (gene LY6G6C). Lineage: Eukaryota; Metazoa; Chordata; Mammalia; Perissodactyla; Rhinocerotidae. Gene Ontology annotation, cellular component: protein-containing complex; external side of plasma membrane. The record is from RefSeq and is a predicted model, not a curated record.